CACGCCACUCCCCGUCUCCCAGUGCAGGUUUCUGUCUGUAACUUUAGUGGGUGGCGAAGGCCUGUAUGGGCAUGGGCCCGGGGUGGGUAUAAAACGAACCUACGCUGCACUGGGGACACGCAUUCCACUGGUCUCCGUCAACAACUGAAGACUUCACCAUGAAGAUGUGGAUGCUGGCGCUCGCCGUCGUGGCGGCAGUCAACGCUGCCGAUAUGCCCAUGCCCUACGACUACGCUUACGGAGUCAACGGGGAAGCAACGGGGGACAUUAAAGCACACAAGGAGACAACGAGUCCAGAGGGCCGCACGGAGGGAGAAUAUCGUUGGUUGCAGCCAAAUGGACUCUACAUAGUAACUCGUUACUUCAUUGAUGGCGAAAGUGGAUAUCAAGCAACUGUUAGUGAAGAAGAAGGCCCCGGCAUAGCUAACUUCUACUCAAAUAGUCAAGAUUUACCUGUCACAAAUUUGCUCAGUCAAUUAAGCCAGCAAACCAUUAGCUCUCAACAGAACUUUAACUCUCAACAAAGUUCUGGCUCCCAGCAGAGCUUUGGGUCACAAUUUACUCGAAGUCAGUCAAAUGGUUUCAGCCAGACAGGGCCAAGUGGUGUGCGUCAGACAGGAUUAGCUGGUCAGCAGUUGGCAGGAUCCAAUAGUUUUAGUCAGAGAGGUACAAAUGCUAAUAUUCGCCAGUUAGGAUCAGCUGGUUUCAACCAGGCAGGACCAGGUUCUACAUCACGUCAAACAAGUUCAUCCAGUUUUAGCCAGACACAAUCAGGUGGAAUAGUGACAGGAUCAAAUAGAUUUAGUCAGACAGGAGCAAGUGGUCAGCGUUUGGGUGGAAUAAGUGGCAACACUCAAACUGGAUCAACUAACCAAUUCAGUCAGACUGGAUCAAGUAGCUUCAGUCAGUCAGGAUCAAGAGGUCAAUUGACUGGAUCAGCUGGUUUCACCCAAAGAGGAUCAAGUGGGCAACGUGUGACUGGAUCCACCAGCUUCAUUCAGACUGGAUCAAAUGGUCAAAGUGUGCCUAAUCCAGCCAGCUUCAGCCAAUCAGGGUCAAGUGGUCAACUGACUGGAUCUGCUGGCUUCACCCAGACAAAGUCUAGCAGUCAACGUGUGACUGGUUCAUCUUUCGGCCAAUCUGGAACAAGUGGUCAGUUGUCUGGGUCUGCUGGCUUCACCCAGACAGGAUCUAGUGGUCAACGUGUGAUUGGAUCAGCUGGAUUCAGCCAGGCUGGUUUUGGUAGUCAACGUACAACUGGAGCAAGUGGUCAGCGUGUGACUGGAUCAACCAGUUUCUCUCAGACAGGAUCAGGUCAGCAAGUGACUGGAUCAACCAGUUUCACCCAAGCAGGAGCAAGUGGUCAACGUGUGACUGGUUCAUCUUUCAUUCAGUCUGGAACAAGUGGUCAGUCUGGAUCGGCUGGUUUCACCCAGACAGGUUCUAGUGGUCAAUUUGUGGCUGGAUCAGCUGGUUUCAACCAAGCUGGAUCAAGCAGUCAGCGUGCAACUGGAUCAAGUGGUCAGCGUGUGACUGGAUCAACCAGUUUCUCACAGGCAGGAACAAGUGGUCAGCGUGUGACUGGAUCAACCAGUUUCUCUCAAGCAGGAACAAGUGGUCAGCAAGUGACUGGAUCAACCAGGUUCUCUCAAGCAGGAGCAAGUGGUCAGCGUGUGACUGGUUCAUCUUUCGUUCAGUCUGGAACAAGUGGGCAGUUGUCUGAAUCAGCUGGCUUCACCCAGACAAGUACUGGUGGUCAACUUGUGACUGGAUCAACUGGUUUAAACCAAGCUGGAUUAGAAAGCCAACGUGCUACUGGAUCAAGUGGUCAGCGUGUGACUGGAUCAACCAGUUUCUCUCAAGCAGGAACAAGUGGUCAACGUGUGACUGGAUCAACCAGUUUCUCUCAAGCAGGAUCAAGUGGUCAACGUGUGACUGGUUCAACUGGCUUCAGGCAAUCUGGAUCAGUUGGUCAAUUGAAUGUACCUGCUGGCUUCACCCAGACAGUUUCUAGCGGUCAGCGUGUGACUGGCUCAACUUUUAGCCAAUCUGGAUCAAGUGGACAAUUGUCUAGAACACCUGGCUUCACCCAGACAGUUUCAAGUGGUCAGCGUGUGAGUGGAUCAACCAGUUUCACCCAAGGAGGGGCAAGUGGUCAGCGUGUGACUGGUUCAACUGGUUUUGGUCAGUCAGGAUCAAAUAGUCAACAGACUGGAUCAGCUGGCUUUGGAUUUAGUGGUCAACGUGUGACUGGUUCAACUGUUUUCAGCCAGUCUGGUGCAAGUGGUCAACUGUCUGGAUCAGCUGGCUUUGGUCAGUCAGGAUCUGGUAGCCAACGUCAAACUGGAUCAAAUGGCUUUAAUCAGCUGAGCUUCAAUGGCCAGAGGGUGACUGGGUCAACUGGUUUUAACCAGGCUUCAAACGGCCUUAGUCAGUCUGGAUCUCAAGGUAUCAUUGCUGGAUCAAAUGGAUUUAGUCAGGGUGUGACUGGAUCAAGUGGACAAAGUGUGACUGGGUCAGCUGGCUUUAGUCAGACAAGUUCAGCUAAUCAAGCCACCUUGGGAUCUACUGCCUUUAGCCAGGCUGAACCAGGUAACCAGCGUUUAUCCGGAGCAAAUAGUUUUAGUCAGACAAAAUCAAGUGGAUCUAACUUUAGCAGUUCCUCCAGUUCACAGGCAAGUUUCAGUUCUUCACAAGACAAUGCUGGGUUCAAGAGCAUUGCUGUAGUACUGGCAGGAUCACCUGAAGCUUCAAAAUUGUUGAACUAAGAGUGAGAAAGGCAAACUUGGCGAGACGAUUUACUGUUUAUAUGAAUGAAGAUGGAGAGGAUGUAACAGGCUGCGAAAUGAAACGAAAUGCUGUGUUAAACUGGCUGAUAAUCUGAUAUAUGACAAAGAAAGGAAAUGUACUAUGUAUGAGGUAUGCAUGACAAAAUAAAAGCACC
Molecule: messenger RNA, 2944 nt
Organism: Penaeus indicus
Lineage: Eukaryota; Metazoa; Arthropoda; Malacostraca; Decapoda; Penaeidae
Product: filaggrin-2-like
Exons: 4
Coding region: 159-2768 (869 amino acids)
Source: RefSeq, a predicted model, not a curated record